AUGAUAUUACCUUUCGAAAUAUUACUACAAAUUGCUCAGUUGGUUCCACUCAAGGAUCUGUCAGCUUGUAUAUCUGUCUGUCAGGCUUGGAAAGAUCCAUUUAAGCAGGUCUUGUGGAGAACCAUUUCGGUUAAUACACAACGUUUCCGAUAUCUCCAAAGAUACCCAGAAAAUCACCAUCUAAUUCAGGCACUUUAUAUACGUUUGGGUCCCGAUGCAAAACCGGGAACAUUAACCUACAUCCAAAAUCAGCUGGGCUCAUUAAAGCGCAUGACUCUCUCUAUUGCUACCGACAUUUCUUCAUUUGACAUGGGAAUUAGAUGGACUACAUUACGAUGGCUCACAUUUAGAAUGCCUGAAAUGUCAGCGUGUCAUCCUACUCGUACUUUGGUCCGACUUGUAAAAGGUUUACCAUGCCUCGAACGACUUGAAUGUUCUUCAAGUGUAAUGCUGACCAUUCGAUCAUUCUCGAUAAGCGAUCUCGAGAAAAUACAUGCUUAUGCGCCAAAACUAAAGCAUCUUGCUGUUACUCUAAGCCUUGACAUUCUUUCAACGAAAGCGCUUGAAAUACUCGAAAAUAUUGAAUCGUCUAAUCUCGAGAUCCUGGACAUCUCCAUCCUUAGUGGAGAUUUACGUUGGUUCGUUUACUUUGCAAGAAAGUAUUCCCAUCUACACACUCUCCGCCUCGUCACUUCGCAUUUUAGUUCGAUUCAAACCACAUUUUUAUCAGAAACCAUUACCAUGAUGACUAGCUUACCGACUGUUUUUCCUCUUCUACGUAACGUAUGCGUGAUAGGAAAUGAUGAAGCAGCUGAAGGAAUGCGAUGUAGUCUUUGGCGACUAUGCCGAAAUUUUAAAAUUCCAGUCAAGCGUUUGAUGAAUGUAAUUGGGAGCGACCAUGAUAACCCCCGACUUUCUGAAGAGACUCUCGAGGAGUGCCUUGCUGUAUGUGGGCCUACAAUAGAGAGACUUGUGAUCCCAAGUACUACACUCGCCAAUAAUCCCAGUCAUUUCCCUAUUAUAUUAAGUCAAUGCACUUCUCUAGUGGAUUUACGUCUGGUAGAUCUACACUCAAACCCGUGCUAUGGUUCAAUAUCCCUUCAUUCCUUGCUAGAUAACUGUCCUUUGUUAAAAAGAUUAGUAGUACAAGUUCCUCCUUUGAUGGAGUUUGAUAAAAACAGGAAUCAAAAUCAACAUGGACUACAGGAUUUGGUGAUCGCUUGCAUCAAAACUACCACAGAACUCCUACACCAUAUAUCUCUACGUUGUCGGAACUUAAGAUACCUCCAUCUCAAAGAUUUAAUACUUACUGGACCAUUGAUUAAUGGUUGCAUGGAAUGCGACAUGUCCCAAAUAAACCUUUCCGUUCUUAGAAUUAACGGAGCCAGUUUUUAUGAAGAUUGCGACAGACUGAAACAACGUAGAAUCAAUCUUUGCUAUAUCACAUGUCCUGAACCGAUAUGGUACCAUCGUUAUCUAGUGGUAAAGAAUGGCUAUUCAUCUGGUGCCAUCCGUAAUCUCGCGGACACUGAGGCUGAUCAAGUCCUCUCGUAUCACACAUCUCCAUACAGUCAUCCCGAUAAACUUCGAGAUAGGAAUUCAUCCCUUGACUUUGUAUCUCAAAGAGAUUGGCAUCAAGACAUUCCAAUAGGCUAUGUUAAGUUUCAUUUUGGGUCCGUAUCCAGGAUAAAUAUGACCAGUCCCAUGCAUGGUGACUCGCUUGAGGAUCCAGAAAUAAGUAUUGUUGGUACUAUGGAAGCAGACAUAUUCACCCGUAGUAUGUCUAUUUGUUAA
This is a messenger RNA of Phycomyces blakesleeanus NRRL 1555(-), 1794 nucleotides long. RefSeq lists its product as hypothetical. Lineage: Eukaryota; Fungi; Mucoromycota; Mucoromycetes; Mucorales; Phycomycetaceae. The coding region runs from base 1 to 1794 and encodes 597 amino acids. Gene Ontology annotation, molecular function: protein binding. The transcript has a single exon. The record is from RefSeq and is a predicted model, not a curated record.